UUCUUUGCCUUGGACAGGCGUAGUCUUAUUUUACAGCCUAUCCUGCGAGAGAUAGAGUUAGAUACCCACCCACCCAAGGCUUCUACGAAUACUUUCCGGCCUCGGGUGCCCAGGCAGGUUACACAAUACAGUACAUACAUAGAAAGCCGCCCAAGGCCUCUUUCUGGUGUUGGCCGCCGCCGCUUUCAGUUUGCCCUCGCGCGUGGAGCAUCCUGGCCAUGUGGAGAACGCCAUGAGCGCCCACCAAGACAUGCCCCUCCUGCUGGGCGGCAGCCUCGAUGUCGUCGGCGUCGGCGUUGGCGUCAGCGUCGACGUCGAUACCGACAUGCAUGGUAUGGAUGGUGCCAUGGCCGCCCUGCACGACGUCGACCUUUUUGGCGAUCCCGUCAUGGACAACUCGCUGGCCCUCCCCAUGCCUCCGGUCCCCGCCCGUCCUUCCCCCAGCAAGCAGCUCCAGCAGCGCCUCGAUGAGCUGCGCGCCCGCGGCUGCUGUCAGGGCAUUGCCUGGUCCCGCCAGGGAACCAUCGCCGCCAUCGCCAAGGACGGCCACACCCUCGACUUGCGCUUCCUGCGCUGCCGCCCCGACUCGGGCGACUGGGAGCUCACCGACCCCAACCCCUGGUACACCCCCCCCCUCGCCCAGCAGGGCGGGCCCAUCACCCACCUUGCCUGGGCUGCUACCGGCAUUCCCGAGCUCGCCGUCAUCGACGCUGUCGGCCGCGUCACCCUCAUGAGCUUCUCUAUCGCCCUCAACCGCCCCUACAGCUUGCGCCGCUUCGAUGUUGACCCCGUUGAUGACCUGAACGCCGUUGUAGGCUGCUACUGGCUACCCCUUACCUCUCACCACACCAAGCAGUUUCUUGUUGUCCAUGGUUCCGCUGUAUGGAAUCAGUCUGCCUACAAGUAUGAGACCCUGUUCUCUCCUCCCUUUGGGCCCUUGCAUCCGAAUCCGAACAAGAGCGCAUUCUUGGUGGUCACUGCUAGCGGUGUCCUCAAGCUCUUCUUUUCCCAAAACAGCGCUCGCAUUGAGGAGGCAUCCCUAGAACUCGAGAGCGUCACCUCGUCCGACGAUCUCAUCACCCAUGCGUCGAUAUGCACAGACAUCAAGAACCAGCUCCUGAUCUCACUAGCAACCGCCUCGAAGCAGUUGAGGGUUAUCCGCGCAUCGAUACAAUGGGGCUUGCCCCAGCCGUCCGACAGGCAGGCGCCUCCCGGGAGCAUACAUUUGAACCCAGCCAUCAAAGAGAGCCACGUCGCCGUUACGAGCUGGCUUCAGUACGGCCCGAGCGAGUCUAGUCUAGACAUGUCCAUGGCCCAGCUCUCUCAUAUCCAGACUCUCCCUCCUUUGGUAGAAUCCAUCAACCCGCCGUUACUGACCCCGCCGGUCGUGCUCACUGUGCGGUCCUACCUGCCACGAGAUACUUCUUACAAUCAGGAGUCUCAGAGUAUCAUCGAUCGAUGGGAAGUUCUGAGUGAUCAGCCACAGACUCUCCAUCCUGCCUUUGCACAGUUAGGUUCUAAGAAUGCAGCAGCAUCUCCUCCAAGUACGAGCCGUCUGCGCAAACUUGACCCGGUUGUAAUACCCAAGAUCAUUGUUUCAAUCCACUUAAUGCAAUUGGGCCGAGUUAUUUGCUUUGUCUUCAGCGACGGUACGGUUCAGUACCGCGAUCGAGCCACAAUGAACGAGAUAUACAAUGAGCACAAUAUUGCUUGCAUCAACAGCCCCGUUCAAGUCGGAUUCCAGUUCACAAAUGAUACUCCAUGCCUUCAGGCAGUCUUCUCUCCCACUAAUUGCUCCUUUGCCCAAGUGUGCGAGGAUGGAUCUAUUAAGUGGAACAGGCUGCAUUACCCCAUGGACGAUCCAGUCACCGCACUGCAAGACAGCCGCCAGUACAACGCCGUGUUGGGAGCGUUGACUUUGGCAAUAUCGUCUUCUGCCGCUCAUCAAACAAAUUGCGACGACAUCCUAGCCAUUGUGCGCCCUUUUACUCGGAAGCCAGAUUUCACGUCUGCUUGGAUCAGAGAGAUGGUCAACAUGCUUAAGUUCUCUGUCGACUACUCCGAGGACGCUCACCACGACCAACUUGUCAGAAACUACAACCUGCAGCUCUGUCUCAGCAUUCUCAACCACCUUGGGUUUCACGGCGAGUUUCAACCUCGCUCCUUCAGCGGCAAGUUUGCCAUGCUGGCUCUUAACGUUCGAAACAUUGUCAUUCUCAUCACCAUUGCAAGCAAUACGCCCGCAAAUCUCAAGGAAAAGCUGAUUCCUUUGGAUGAGCCCGAGGUAGUAGAUGCCCUGGCUGGCUGUGCCAAAUGGGCUGUCGACCUUCUUUCCUGGAUAACCGACUGCAUUUUUGGACUUCUUGGCGAUCCCGUCUUCAUGGGUAUCCUGGCAGACCCAAAGCGCUUUUCCGAGCUGGCACCCUACUUGCAGUCUCAAGACGACGUAUCUUUGCAUCUGCUGCUUUGUUCUUCUACACGGGGCUUCCUAUCAGCUGCCUGUCGCAGGCUUGUACAUCUCGAUUCGCUGUGCAUCCGUGCCGCCCACUUCUACCAGAAGCAAAAGGAUGGCGACUCUACCAACCCAACGGCUCGCCCGUCGGAGCCUCUUUACCAUGCAUAUCAAAAGAUGGCGCGCUCGACCAACUCAAAUCUCGUCAAAGUCCAGAAGUUUGACGCGCUCAUCGGGGGACUGAGCCAGGAAAUCAAAGCGGCCUACCAGAGGACUCUUUCCGGGCUCACAUCCAAGCCCAAGCAGCGGGACCAAGGAAACUCGCAGCAGGGCCAAAACAACAAUGCCAAUGAGCAGCUGGUGAAAAAGGCGCAGACACAUUGCGAGUUGGACAUGCUGCUGGCUGCCAACCCGCCGCCGGGGUUUCGUGACGUGCUUUUCAAGUUUUUCAACAGCAGCCUGCCGGCUUUCCGCAGCCAAACGGACCCGGCAAGGUUAUAUUUUGGAAACUAUGACAUCUUGGAAGUGGACGACAACCGCAAGAUCCUGGCUUCGAAGAAGGCGGCCGGCAGAUACAUCGACGUGUUCAAGCGCGUCGAGCUGUUCAGUGGCCCCAAGGCUGCCAAGAAUAGCUCUCUCUCUCACGGGGGGGCGGCCGACGACACGGGUCCGCAGUGGCGCCGGUGUGUGCGCUGCGCGUCCGUCAUGGAGGAUGUUUGGGGAACACGCCCGGGCUUCACUUUUGUCUUGGGCCAGCAGCGGAAAUGCUCGUGUGGAGGAAACUGGGGGCUGCUUCCUAGGAGUUCAGUGAGAAGCUAGUGGCCAGCAAGACAAGCUGGGAAUGAAUAUCUUGCUUCGCUGUGAUGUUGGGCCAUGUGGACAGCUACACGAUAAUUCGCUUGCCGCCAUGGAGACGUGUACAGUUGGUCGAUAGGCAGGUGUGCAGAGCUGCGGAGGGAAAUGGCCAACGACAUUACGAUUUUGGUUAGUGCUUUUUGGUGGCUUGCUUCUUGGUUUGCCUAGUAUAGACAAAAUAUGACAUAUAAAUAUCAAUAUCAGGGGGAAAGGCGGUGGGUGCUGUGGCGAGAAGAGAAA
Lasiosphaeria miniovina is the source of this 3547-nucleotide messenger RNA. RefSeq names its product RNA polymerase II mediator complex subunit Sin4. Gene Ontology annotation, cellular component: mediator complex. The transcript is spliced from 7 exons. Bases 233 to 3271 code for a protein of 1012 amino acids. NCBI's taxonomy places the organism in Eukaryota, Fungi, Ascomycota, Sordariomycetes, Sordariales, Lasiosphaeriaceae. Gene Ontology annotation, biological process: positive regulation of DNA-templated transcription. The record is from RefSeq and is a predicted model, not a curated record.